UUUUUUUUUCCUUCAUUUACAAAGCACAUAAACACUUUAACAAGGUUUUCUUUAUUUCAUUUUUAUUUCGUAUUUGACAUAACCAGUUUAUUUCCUUUCAUUUUCAACGAAAAGAAUAUACAAAUAAACCUAAACUUCUGUAGUUAAGUUUAUUUUAAUUUAGAAAAUCUUACAAUGGCAAGUAAUGAUCCGGGAAUGCCCAUCCCUGUAGGUGGUGCGCCUUCCCUUUAUUCAAAUCAAUAUGAUCAGUACGCGUAUGAAACGAAUCCUCAAAGCGAAGAAAAAUUAAAAGAAAAAUCAAGAAAAUGGCAACAAUUGCAAAAUAAACGUUAUGGCGAAAAAAGAAAAUUCGGCUUUAUUGAGCAUGAAAAAUCUGACAUGCCUCCUGAGCACCUUCGUAAAAUUAUUAAAGACCAUGGUGACAUGACUGCAAAAAAGUUUAGACAUGAUAAACGUAUUUACCUUGGUGCACUUAAAUAUAUUCCCCAUGCUGUUUUAAAGUUAUUGGAAAAUAUGCCUAUGCCUUGGGAGCAAGUAAGAGAAGUAAGUGUUUUGUAUCAUAUUACAGGUGCAAUUACCUUUGUCAAUGAAAUUCCUUGGGUUAUUGAACCUAUUUAUAUUGCUCAAUGGGGUUCUCAAUGGAUUAUGAUGCGUAGAGAAAAGCGUGACAGAAGACAUUUUAAGCGUAUGCGUUUCCCUCCUUUUGAUGACGAAGAACCACCUCUUGAUUAUGGUGAUAAUAUUAUGGAUGUUGAACCUCUUGAAGCUAUUCAAAUGGAAUUAGAUGAAGAGGAAGAUGCUCCUAUUUAUGAAUGGUUCUACGAUAAUAAACCUUUGAUAGAUACAAAAUAUGUCAAUGGUUCAACUUAUCGCAAAUGGCGUUUAGAUUUACCCAUUAUGUCCACUCUAUAUCGUAUCGCAAAUCAACUUCUGUCAGAUCUCAAUGAUAAAAAUUAUUUUUAUCUUUUUGAUCUUAAUUCCUUUUUCACUGCAAAGGCAUUAAGUAUGGCUAUACCUGGUGGGCCUAAGUUUGAGCCUUUGUAUCGUGAUAUGGAUACCGCUGAUGAUGAUUGGAAUGAAUUUAACGAUAUCAACAAAAUCAUUAUUCGUCAACCCAUUCGUACCGAGUAUAAGAUCGCUUUCCCUUUCUUGUAUAAUUCUCUUCCUCGUAGUGUUAAAGUUUCUUGGUAUCAUUUUCCUACAGUUGUCUAUGUUCGUGCCGAAGAUCCUGAUCUUCCUGCAUUUUACUUUGAUCCUAUCAUCAAUCCCAUUUCUUCUCGUACUGUGGCUGGUGCUGGUACAAAGCAUGAAGAUGAAAUAUUUGGUGAUAAUGAAGAAGAUGCUGAAUUCACUUUACCCGAAACUGUUGUUCCUUUCUUAGAUGAUACUGAGCUUUAUACUGACAAUACUGCAAAUGCUAUUGCUCUUUACUGGGCACCUCAUCCUUUUGAUAAACGAUCUGGUCGCACUCGUCGUGCUCAAGAUGUGCCUCUUGUAAAAAAUUGGUAUCUUGAACAUUGCCCCCCUGGCCAACCUGUCAAGGUUCGUGUUUCAUAUCAAAAGUUGCUUAAAUGCUAUGUAUUAAAUGCUCUUCAUCAUCGCCCUCCAAAAGCCCUCAAUAAGAAAUAUCUAUUCCGUAGUUUGAAGGCUACUAAAUUCUUCCAAACUACACAAAUUGAUUGGGUUGAAGCAGGUCUUCAAGUUUGUCGACAGGGUUAUAAUAUGCUGAAUCUCUUGAUUCAUCGUAAGAAUUUGAACUACCUACAUCUUGAUUAUAACUUUAACUUGAAGCCUGUUAAGACAUUAACAACUAAAGAAAGAAAGAAGUCACGUUUCGGUAAUGCUUUCCAUCUUUGUCGAGAAAUUUUACGUUUAACCAAGUUGGUUGUUGAUGCACAUGUUCAAUAUCGUCUUGGUAAUGUGGAUGCUUUCCAAUUGGCUGAUGGUCUCCAAUAUAUCUUUGCUCAUGUUGGCCAAUUGACCGGUAUGUAUCGUUAUAAAUACCGUUUGAUGAGACAGAUCCGUAUGUGUAAAGAUUUGAAGCAUUUGAUCUAUUACCGUUUCAACACAGGUCCUGUUGGUAAAGGUCCUGGUGUCGGUUUCUGGGCUCCCGGUUGGAGAGUUUGGCUUUUCUUUAUGCGUGGUAUCGUUCCUCUUCUCGAACGUUGGUUAGGUAAUUUACUUGCUCGUCAAUUUGAAGGUAGACAUUCUAAGGGUAUCGCUAAAACUGUUACUAAGCAACGUGUUGAUUCUCAUUAUGAUUUGGAAUUGAGAGCUGCUGUACUUCACGAUAUUAUGGACGCCAUGCCUGAAGGUAUUAAAGGCAAUAAAUCACGUACUAUCCUUCAACAUCUCUCUGAAGCUUGGAGAGCUUGGAAGGCUAAUAUUCCUUGGAAGGUACCUGGUAUGCCCGCUCCUAUUGAAAAUAUGAUUUUACGUUAUAUCAAAGCUAAGGCUGAUUGGUGGACUAGUGUUGCACACUAUAAUCGUGAACGUAUUAGAAGAGGUGCUACUGUUGAUAAGACCAUCUGUCGUAAGAACUUGGGCCGUUUGACACGUCUAUGGUUGAAGGCUGAACAAGAGCGACAACAUAAUUAUCUUAAGGAUGGUCCUUAUAUUACAGCUGAAGAGGCUGUUGCCAUUUACACCUCUACAGUUCACUGGCUUGAAAGCAGAAAGUUCUCUCCUAUUCCCUUCCCUCCUCUUUCUUAUAAGCAUGAUACUAAAUUACUUAUCCUUGCUCUUGAACGUCUUCGUGAAGCUUACUCUGUUCAAGGUCGUUUGAAUCAAAGUCAAAGAGAAGAAUUAGGUUUGAUUGAGCAAGCUUAUGAUAACCCUCAUGAAGCCCUUUCACGUAUUAAGCGUCUCUUAUUGACCCAGCGUGCUUUUAAGGAAGUUGGUAUUGAAUUUAUGGAUCUUUAUUCUCAUCUUAUUCCUGUAUAUGAUAUCGAGCCUCUUGAAAAGAUCACUGAUGCUUACCUUGAUCAGUAUCUUUGGUAUGAAGCGGAUAAGCGUCACCUCUUCCCUGCAUGGAUCAAACCUUCUGAUUCUGAGCCUCCACCAUUAUUGGUUUACAAGUGGUGUCAGGGCAUUAACAACUUGACCGAUGUAUGGGAUACUUCAGAAGGACAGUGUAACGUUAUGAUGGAAACAAACUUCAGUCGUGUUUAUGAAAAGAUCGAUCUCACUCUCUUGGGUCGUCUUUUGCGUCUUAUUCUUGACCACAAUUUAGCCGAUUAUGCUACUGCAAAGAACAAUGUUGUUUUGAAUUACAAAGAUAUGAAUCAUGUUAAUGCCUAUGGUUUGAUUCGUGGUCUUCAAUUUGCUUCCUUCAUCUUCCAAUACUAUGGUCUUGUUUUAGAUUUGUUGGUCUUAGGUCUUCAUCGUGCUAGUGAAAUGGCUGGUCCUCCCCAACUUCCUAAUGAUUUCUUACAAUAUCGUGAUGUAGAGACUGAAUCUCGUCAUCCUAUUCGUCUCUAUUCUAGAUAUAUUGAUCGUAUUCAUAUCUUUUUCCGUUUCACUGCAGAUGAAGCACGUGAUCUUAUUCAGCGUUAUCUGACAGAACAUCCUGACCCUAAUUUUGAAAACAUUGUAGGCUAUAAUAAUAAGAAAUGCUGGCCUCGUGAUUGUCGUAUGCGUUUGAUGAAGCACGAUGUUAACCUAGGCCGUGCAGUAUUUUGGGAUAUUAAGAAUCGUUUGCCUCGAUCUUUGACUACCAUUGAAUGGGAAAAUAGUUUUGUUAGUGUAUAUUCUAAGGAUAAUCCAAACUUGCUCUUCUCGAUGUGUGGUUUUGAAGUCCGUAUCUUACCCAAGAUUAGAAGUAUGAAUGAAGAAUUUACGUUGAAGGAUGGUGUCUGGAAUUUAAUUAAUGAGCAAACCAAGGAAAGAACUGCUCAAGCUUAUCUGCGUGUUGAUCAAGAAUCCAUGGAUAGAUUCCAUAACCGUAUUCGUCAAAUUUUGAUGGCUUCUGGUAGUACCACUUUCAGUAAGAUUGCUAAUAAAUGGAACACUGCUCUCAUUGGUUUAAUGACUUAUUUCCGUGAAGCUGUUGUCCAUACUCGUGAAUUGCUUGAUUUGCUCGUCAAGUGUGAAAAUAAGAUUCAAACUCGUGUCAAAAUUGGUCUUAACUCAAAAAUGCCUUCUCGUUUCCCCCCUGUUGUGUUUAUGGCUCCUAAAGAAUUAGGUGGUUUAGGUAUGUUAUCUAUGGGACAUAUCUUGAUUCCUCAAUCCGAUUUGCGUUGGUCUAAACAAACAGAAACUGGUAUUACUCACUUUAGAGCUGGUAUGAGUCAUGAAGAAGAUGCAAUGAUUCCUAACUUGUAUCGUUACAUUCAAUCUUGGGAAUCUGAAUUUAUUGAUUCUCAACGUGUUUGGGCUGAGUAUGCCCUGAAGCGUCAAGAAGCAAAUGCUCAAAACAGACGUUUGACCUUGGAAGAUUUGGAAGAUUCUUGGGAUCGUGGUAUUCCUCGUAUCAACACUCUUUUCCAAAAGGAUAGACAUACCCUUGCUUAUGAUAAGGGCUGGCGUGUACGUACAGAUUUCAAACAAUAUCAAGUAUUAAAGAAUAAUCCUUUCUGGUGGACGCAUCAACGUCAUGAUGGUAAACUUUGGAAUUUGAACAAUUAUCGUACAGAUAUGAUUCAAGCUUUAGGUGGUGUAGAAGGUAUUUUGGAACAUACUUUAUUCAAAGCUACACUUUAUUCCAGCUGGGUUGGUCUUUUCUGGGAACGUGCCUCCGGUUUUGAAGAAAGUAUGAAAUAUAAGAAAUUGACCAAUGCUCAAAGAUCUGGUUUGAACCAAAUUCCCAAUCGUCGUUUCACAUUAUGGUUUUCUCCUACCAUUAAUCGUAGUAAUGUAUAUGUUGGUUUCCAAGUACAACUUGAUUUGACUGGUAUCUUUAUGCAUGGUAAAAUCCCUACCUUGAAGAUUUCUCUUAUCCAAAUUUUCCGUGCUCACUUGUGGCAAAAGAUCCAUGAAGCUUUAACUAUGGAUUUUGCUCAAGUAUUUGAUCGUGAAUUGGAAGCACUUCAAAUUGAAACUGUUCAAAAGGAAACUAUUCACCCUAGAAAGUCUUACAAGAUGAAUUCUUCCGCUUCUGAUAUUCUUUUAUUUGCUGCCUAUAAGUGGCCUGUUUCUCGUCCUUCUCUUUUAAGUGAUCCUAAGGAUGUUAUGGAAGGUCCUACUACGACCAAGUACUGGCUUGAUAUUCAAUUGAGAUGGGGUGAUUACGAUUCUCAUGAUAUUGAAAGAUAUACUCGUGCCAAAUUCUUGGAUUACACUACUGAUAACAUGAGUAUCUAUCCUUCUCCUACUGGUCUUAUGAUUGGUGUCGACUUGGCUUAUAAUAUGUAUUCUGCUUACGGUAAUUGGAUUCCUGGUAUGAAGCCUCUUAUUCAACAAGCCAUGAGCAAGAUCAUGAAGGCUAACCCUGCACUUUAUGUCUUACGUGAACGUAUUCGUAAAGCUCUUCAAUUGUAUUCAUCUGAACCUACUGAACCCUACUUGUCAUCCACUAACUAUGGUGAAUUAUUCAGUAACCAAAUUAUUUGGUUUGUUGAUGAUACUAAUGUGUAUCGUGUUACUAUUCACAAGACCUUUGAAGGUAAUUUAACGACUAAACCUAUUAAUGGUGCUAUUUUCAUUUUCAACCCUCGUACUGGUCAACUCUUCUUGAAGAUCAUUCAUACAUCUGUUUGGGCCGGUCAAAAGCGUCUUGGUCAAUUAGCCAAGUGGAAGACUGCAGAAGAAGUUGCCGCUUUGAUUCGUUCACUUCCUGUAGAAGAGCAACCCAAGCAAAUUAUUGUUACUAGAAAGGGUAUGUUAGAUCCCUUGGAAGUACACUUGCUUGAUUUCCCUAAUAUUGUCAUUAAGGGUUCUGAACUUCAAUUACCGUUCCAAGCUUGUCUUAAGAUUGAGAAGUUUGGUGAUUUGAUUCUUAAGGCUACUGAACCUCAGAUGGUCUUAUUCAAUUUGUACGACGAUUGGUUGAAGACCUUCUCUUCAUACACUGCUUUCUCUCGUUUAGUACUCAUUUUACGUGCACUUCAUGUGAAUACAGAUAAGACAAAGAUGAUUUUACGUCCUGACAGAAGCACAAUUACUGAGCCUCAUCAUAUCUGGCCAACACUUACUGAUGAAGAAUGGGCAAAGGUAGAAGUUCAAAUGAAGGAUUUGAUUUUAGCCGAUUAUGGUAAGAAGAACAACGUAAACGUUGCUUCUCUUACACAAUCUGAAAUCAGAGAUAUUAUUUUGGGUAUGGAAAUUCAAGCACCUUCUCUUCAACGUCAACAAAUUGCUGAAAUUGAGAAGCAAACUAAGGAACAAUCACAAUUGACUGCUGUUACAACCAAGACUCGUAACAUUCAUGGUGAUGAGAUGAUUGUUACUACUACAAGUAAUUAUGAACAAGCUACCUUCUCAAGUAAGACAGAAUGGCGUAUCCGUGCCAUUUCAGCCACUAACUUGUAUUUGAGAACCAACCAUAUCUAUGUAAAUUCGGAUGAUAUUAAGGAAAAUACCUAUACCUAUGUUAUGCCUAAGAACAUCUUGAAACGAUUUAUUACUAUCUCUGAUUUGCGUACUCAAAUUGCUGGUUUCCUUUAUGGUGUCAGUCCCCCUGAUGCACCAAAUGUAAAGGAAAUUCGUUGUGUUGUUAUUCCUCCACAAUGGGGUACACAUCAAACAGUUCAUUUGCCAAAUAACCUCCCUGAACAUGAAUAUUUGAAUGAUUUGGAACCUUUAGGUUGGAUUCAUACUCAACCCCAAGAAUUAAUGAAUAUUUCUCCUCAGGAUGUUACUACACAUGCUAAACUUAUGGCCAAUCAUAAAACAUGGGAUGGUGAAAAGACAAUCACCUUAACCUGUUCCUUUACACCUGGUUCAUGUUCUCUUACUGCUUAUAAAUUGUCACCUGCUGGUUUUGAAUGGGGUAAGGGUAAUAUUGAUCCUGGAAAUCAACCUCAGGGCUAUUUACCUACUCAUGGUGAAAAGGUACAAAUUUUGUUAUCUGAUCGUUUCCUUGGUUACUUUAUGGUACCCACUGAAAUUUGGAAUUAUAACUUUAUGGGUGCCCAAUUUAGUGCAAACAUGAAUUAUAGACUUGUUUUGGAUGUACCAAAGGAAUUCUAUCAUGAAUCUCAUCGUGGUGCACACUUUAUGAACUUUAGUAGUGAAACAGAAGCAUCAACAGAAGCUGAUAUUGAAGAUGCCUUUGCUUAAUUUGUCCUUGAUUUUUUUUUCCCUUCUUUUCUUUACUUUUUAAUUCGAAUCUUAUAUGUAUAAAUUAACUUCAAUAAAUAAAUAUUAUCGUAAAACUA
Molecule: messenger RNA, 7316 nt
Organism: Cokeromyces recurvatus
Lineage: Eukaryota; Fungi; Mucoromycota; Mucoromycetes; Mucorales; Mucoraceae
Product: pre-mRNA-processing-splicing factor 8
Exons: 4
Coding region: 175-7218 (2347 amino acids)
Biological process (GO): spliceosomal tri-snRNP complex assembly; mRNA splicing, via spliceosome
Cellular component (GO): U5 snRNP; catalytic step 2 spliceosome
Molecular function (GO): pre-mRNA intronic binding; U2 snRNA binding; protein binding
Source: RefSeq, a predicted model, not a curated record